CAUCUUUUUUAAAGCACUAGGAUCCAGUAACUCAGUUUAUUUGGUCAACAGUGCCUUUGUUGUUGUGUACAUUUUAUAUAUAAGUAAACAAUAUCUCCUGGAUCUGCCAACUGCUCGAAAAUGUGUUGUCUUGCAUUGUACCAUUUUGUGCUUCUUAAUAUAUCUCAGCCAAAUGGAAAUCCAGCUAUCUUGGCAAGUUGUAUUUACACUUCUUAGCUUAGUCGUCACUGCUAUGAAAACUCCAGCAAAGAAUCUGCCAAUAACAGAUAAAGCAAUUCUCAUAACAGGUUGUGAUCGAGGUAUUGGCUAUAUAUUGGCAAAGCAACUGGACAGAGUGGGCUUUCAUGUGUUUGCUGGCUGUCUUCAGGAUAAGGAAAAGGGAAGCAAGGAACUGAGGUCAUCUUGCUCAAACAGACUACAGACAGUACAACUGGAUGUAAGCAAAAUUUGGGAGGUCAAGUCAGCUCUUCAACUUGUGCAGCAACAGAUCGCGACAAGAGGAAUUCAGCUGUGGGGAAUUGUAAAUAAUGCUGGAAUAUGUUAUGUUGGUAAUGUGGAAAUGAUGACAGAAGCUGACAUGCAGAAAAUUAUGUCAGUUAACUACAUGGGUCCAGUGAAUGUCUGCAAAUUUUUUCUACCCCUCCUGCGAAGAAGUCAUGGUCGGCUUGUCAAUAUUGCCAGCAAUGCAGGUCUGGCUCCUGUUCCUCUAUUGGGGGUAUACUGCGCUUCAAAAUCAGCACUUGUCACUAUGUCUGAAGUAUGGCGUUAUGAACUAAAGAUGUGGGGAAUUAAAGUUGCCACUAUCAUACCAAGUGGCUACAAAACAGGAAUAAUGUCAUAUGACAUGAAAGCUACGGGUGAUAGAUGGUGGAAUCAGGCCACACAGACAGUGAAGGAUGAUUAUGGAUAUGAAUGUUUUUACAUCAAAUUCAAACAGAAAAAUCGAGAAAGAUUUCUUAGUGCUGAUUUUUCGGAUAUAUGUAAAAGUGUUGAAGAUGCAUUGCUGUCCCCCAAACCGCAGUCCCAUUACUACAGUGGAUUUCUUGCCAAGUCUCUCCCAUUUAUAUAUCUCUAUCUGCCAAUCUGGUUGAGUGAUCCAUUAAUGAAUGUUCUCGUGAAUUGGUUUGAAUUUAAACCAAAAAUGUCAAAUCAAAGACAGGGAGAUAAUACCUAACAAGA
Messenger RNA from Saccostrea echinata, 1179 nucleotides. Its product is annotated as 11-beta-hydroxysteroid dehydrogenase type 2-like. Gene Ontology annotation, molecular function: oxidoreductase activity. The record is from RefSeq and is a predicted model, not a curated record. The transcript is spliced from 6 exons. NCBI's taxonomy places the organism in Eukaryota, Metazoa, Mollusca, Bivalvia, Ostreida, Ostreidae. Bases 173 to 1174 code for a protein of 333 amino acids.